Caenorhabditis bovis is the source of this 2427-nucleotide messenger RNA. The record is from the annotation of a GenBank genome assembly. Lineage: Eukaryota; Metazoa; Nematoda; Chromadorea; Rhabditida; Rhabditidae.
AUGGACGCGAAUGGCGGCAUGGCGACGUCCAUGCAAAGCUACUUCGACAAUGUUAAUGACGAUCAGAGAACUGCGCUUCAAUUCGCAUUCUAUAAUGUUUUACUGUUCGUGUUGCUUGGAAUUGCUUUGUGUGGAAUGUUUGCCCUCUACAACAUGAUGUACAUGUUCUUAGCUCCCCUCAUGUGGGCGGUGCUUGUUGGAACUGUCCUUUUUCCAUUCAAAAAGAAGGUUGCGGAAAUUGUCAAAAAUUACCUACGAGGUCUUAAGGAGUCAAAAAAGACGCUGGCUUCUGCCAUUUUAACAUCACCAAUUUCAUGCUUCUCAUAUAUUUCCGAGCUUAUCUAUUCAACUCUUGCCAGCUCAACUGGGGCCGUAAUUGCUCUUUCAUAUUUUCUUCUCAAGGUGCUAUGCUAUCAACGAACAUUCGUAUACUUGAUCAGUUGGAUUGGUCGCGUUUACGGAUGGCUGGAUGCAUUCAUCGUUUUCUUUGCAAAACCUUGGGUUCUCCCGUUAAUUGUCGUUUAUUUCUGUGCAUAUGCCACGUGGAUUUACGUGCAAGAACCAAAACAGAUUAAUAAGAAACUUGCUCGUAGUCUCUCACUUCCGAUUUGGAUCUACGUAAUUUCCUAUGCUUCUCUAUAUUUCGGACCAUUCCGUGCGUUUGCUUUUGGAAUCUCUGCUGCAGUUCUCGGAGCACUUUCAGCUGGUGCUUUUCGAGUUGAACCGGAAACACCACCUGCUAUACCGGAAGAUUCUGAACCGUCUGGUGAUGCUGAAGUAGAUGCUUUAGUACAAUCCGCGAAGGAAAAAUUGGAUGCUCAACUUGAGGAAAUCGCGGAAAAAGCUUCUCAUGACUCAACGUCUACUGUAAGCGAAGCUGUAACCGGUGAUCGUCUCAUUCAGAUCGUUUUCGGACUCUGUGCCCUUUUAUGGAUCGUCCGUCAUGAUUCGGCUCUAAUCCUUCUAUCAAUUCCAUUCUUCCUCGCCGUAGUUGCAAAAGCUGCUGAACAUCUUGGAAUCACCGCAGCCAUUCGCAACUUUAUUGAUUCCGCUUGGGAAAAACUUUGCCCUACCGUAACCAAGAUAGUGGAAAUCACGGUCGCUGGUCCAUUAAGACAGUUUGUUAAGGUGUUGUUCACAUCAGAUCAAAUGAUUGUUUCUUCACUUCACGAUAAAAUGGACGUAUUGUCGUCAGUCAUUGUGAUGCUGCUUCUUGCGUUUUCAGUUUUGUGUUCUUUGAUUUUUGUCGGAUUCCAAAUGCACAGCGAAACUGUUCAUUUGGCUCGAUUGACAUCGAAUGUAAUUUCAUCGCGACCUGAUUGGGUUGCAGCCGCAAUGAAUUACACUGAGGAUCAACUCGAAGAAAAUAAUAUCGACAUUGAUGAUUAUAUUCAACAAGGAUAUGAACAAGGAAGAGCUUGGCUUGCUUCGAAUGUUCGCAGUCUUGCAAAUGCGAAAGACACGAAACGGGCUGAUAUGCUCGAGGAACAAGUCAAACAAGUUGUAGAUCAAUUGUAUAGAAUGUGGGAGGAAAGGAAUAGUGAUGCUCAAGCUGUCGAAUCUGUCUCACGUGGUGAUUGGCUGACUCAACUGAAAGGAGUCACCGACUUGGCUGCUCUGAAAGAUGAGCUCACGUUAAUUGUCAAAGAAAACUUGGAUACUUUAAUGGGGAUUGCUCGAUCGAUUGGAGCUGUUUUGGCUGUCAACGUAUCAUUUUUGACAUCGCUUCUAACCGCAUUUGCUGGAAUCAUUUUAAGCUUUGGAAUGGAACUUCUUAACACUUUCAUUGAAUGUAUUGUCUUUCUCACUAUGGUCUACUACCUUCUGUCGGCUUCUCGCGAUCGUUGGCUUCCACUUCAAUGGGCAUCAGAUCUCUCCGCGACAACUUCAAUUGAUAAAAACUCUCAGCAGCAACAUCAAAUCACUCAGGCGAUCGAACAUGCUAUUUUCGGCGUGUUCGUGCUUUCCGCAAAAAUGGCAGUAUUCUAUGGAUUGUAUACAUAUUUUGUGCACAGCUUAUUCGAUUUGAACAUUGUUUUCGUACCAUCGAUGGCUGCUUCUCUUUUUGCUGCCAUUCCAAUAAUGCCUCCAUAUAUUGUCGCUAUUUUCGGUAUCUUCGAAUUAUAUUUGGUUCGCGGAGAAGGUGCAGCAGCGCUCGUUUUCGCUUUGGCUUCAUUCGCUCCCCAAAUGUUCGCCGACGCGACAUUCUACCGAGAAGUCAAAGGCUCGCAUCCGUAUGUGACCGGCCUCGCCAUCAUCGGAGGGAUGUAUUGGCUUGGAUUACAAGGUGCCAUCAUCGGGCCAAUCAUUCUCUGCCUGUGCCUUGUCUUGGUCAAUGUUUACCUUCAGCACGUCAAACCGAAUGCACUCUACACCACGUCUGUAUCUACCGUAGCUUCUCCACGAUCCGACAAGAAGCAUCAAUAA